UGUGUUUUGUGUUUCAGGCGACUCAACACCUUGAACAAGUGUGCCUCUAUGAAGCUUGACGUGAACCUCCCGAAGAAGAAAAGUGAAGACUCUGAUGAAGAAGACCUGUUUGCCAUUAGUGACAAAUGGACCUUUGAGUGGAGCAGCCGUCGCUGGUCGAGGUUACAGGAUAUUGACUGUCUGCUGGGAGACCAAAGAGAGGACCAGCCCUACAGGGACGGCUUACCUCUGAGGACCACCACCAGCAGUGAGAGUGUUCUGACCGACCUCAGUGAGCCCGAGGUCUCGUCUUUGCACAGCGAGAGCAGCGGGGGCAGCGGCCACCGGGGCCUCAGCACAGAGGACUCGGACUGCUCCAACCGCACCUGCUCAGACUCUGCAGCGAUGCCGGACUCCACUGCCCUCACGAUGCCUCACAUCCCCAAAGAGAUUGCUCACUACAAGCACGGCAGGACGAGCCGCACCCGCGCCAAGGACUUCUUGAAGCGCAUGGAAACGCUUCGCUCUCGAGGAACUCUGGGGAGCGGCCGUAAGACGUUAGUCAUCAGUUCUCCAGUGGUGCAGCAGGAAGCCCAGGCACUGAAGACGCUGCACUGUGUUGAAAUCCUAAACGGAGACGGGGAUGAGACUCCAGAGCCACUGUCCAAUAAAGUCCCUCCGUCCCAGUGUAGCAGUGACGGUAGCUGCCAUUCUAGUGGCAGCGCCGUCAGCACGCCCAGCUUGAAAGAGAAUAAGCCCCAUCGGUCCGACUACAAACGUAGUGGUAUGUAUUUGGAGGAUGUAGACAUAUUUUCAGACACGCAGGUGAAUAAAGUGGCAGAAGAAAACCGCAGGAAUGAAUUUUGCUCCUAUGAAGACUUGGUAGUCCACAUUCCUAAAGACCACAAGCCAGGGACCUUCCCAAAGGCACUCUCUAUAGAAAGCCUGUCCCCAACCAUUGGGGCCUCUAUAAAUUGGCACACAGGCAGCAUGCACCUGGACUCCUCGCUCAUUUCAUCAAGGCCUGUCACCCAGUGCAGCUCCAGAGGUAGCCGCAUCAGUGUGUAUGACAAUGUUCCCGGCUCACAUCUGUACGCCAGCACUGGAGACCUGAUAGAUCUGGAGAAGGAGGACCUCUUUCCUCACCUGGACGAUAUCUUGUUGCAUGUCAAUGGUCUUCAGCAGAUAGUGGACCACUGGUCUAAGAAUGUGUUACCUGGAGGAGAAGGGAUGUUGCAAGUGGAUGGCGUGAGGGAAAGUACAGUAGGUCUCCAGUCCUCUAGUCAGAUCACACUGGACUUUGAGGGGAAUUCAGUCACUGAAAGCCAGACGACGCCAAGUGACGGGGACAGAGACCGGGUAUCGCUUGAGACGGAAUCGACGAGGCUCAGGGAACGGAGGGAUUCUGGAGUAGGUGCUUCACUCACGCGACCCAAUCGGUUGCGAUGGCCCAGCUUUCAGAUAUCUAAUCGCCUCAGUCACUCUGUGGCAUCCCUGCAGAUUACCAACCAGUCAGCGGGCCAGUUGAGCUUGUUGCAGAAGUUCUCUCUGCUGCGUCUCACUGCAAUCAUGGAGAAGUUCUCCAUGUCCAACAAACAUGGUUGGACUUGGUCUGUGCCAAAGUUUAUGAAGAGAAUGAAGGUACCAGAUUAUAAGGAUAAGAACGUGUUCGGAGUUCCUCUCAUAGUGCACGUACAGCGCUCUGGACAGCCGCUUCCCCUCGGCCUGCAGCAGGCUCUGCGGUACCUCAGAAGCCAGUGUCUCGAUCAGGUGGGUCUCUUUCGUAAAUCGGGGGUGAAGUCUCGGAUUCAGGCUCUGAGGCAGAUGAACGAGAGCUCGCCGGAUGAUGUGAACUAUGAGGAUCAGUCGGCGUAUGACGUCGCCGACAUGGUGAAGCAGUUCUUCAGGGAUUUACCUGAGCCUCUGCUCACGAGCAAGCUGGGGGAGACCUUCCUCCAUAUCUACCAAUAUGUGCCAAAGGACCAAAGGUUGCAGGCCGUCCAGGCGGCCAUCAUGCUGAUGUCGGACGAGAACCGAGAGGUCCUGCAGACGCUGCUCUGCUUCCUCAGCGACGUCACGUCCUCCGUGGAGGAGAACCAGAUGACGCCCAUGAACAUCGCCGUAUGUCUGGCGCCCUCGCUCUUCCAUCUCAACAUACUCAAGAAAGACAAUCUUUCACCCAGGGCCAUGCAGAAGAAGUACGCCACCGGCCGGCCGGAUCAGAAGGAUCUGAAUGAGAACUUAGCAGCGACACAGGGUCUCGCACAUAUGAUCGUCGAGUGCAACCGUCUCUUUGAGAUCCCCCACGAGAUGGUUACCCAGUCGCGUAAUUCGUACGUGGAGGCCGACCUGCACGCGCCGACGGUUUACGAUCUGUGCAAGCAGCUGGAGGACGACGACGGGACGUACCAGACGCACAUGGAGGGGAGGCUUCAGAACCUGCUCAAGGAGGCCCGGGAAAAGUCCAAAUACUGGGUGUCGUGCAGCAGCUCGGACAACACGGAGCUCUACUACAAGAAGGUGGGAGACGGGAAUCCUUUAAGGCGGUGGCGAGUGUCCGUGGAGGUGGAGGCGCCGCCGUCUGUCGUGCUCAACCGGGUGCUGCGAGAGCGCCACCUGUGGGACGUCGACCUGCUGCAGUGGAAAGUGUGCGAGACCCUGGACAAGCAGACCGAGGUGUUUCAGUACGUCCUCAAUCGCAUGCCGCCGCACCCCAGCAGGGACUUUGUGGUUCUGAGGUCAUGGAGGACAGACUUGCCCAAAGGUGCCUGCUCCCUGGUUUCUGUGUCCAUAGAGCAUGAGGAUUGUCCUCCCAUCGGAGGGGUACGAGCUAUCGUCCUGGAGUCCAACUACCUGCUUGAGCCUUGUGGCUCAGGGAAGUCCAGACUGACUCACAUCUGCAGAGUGGACUUAAAAGGGAGAACUCCGGACUGGUACAACAAAGCUUUUGGUCACCUUUGUGCCGCGGAAGCUGCCAGGAUCCGCAAUUCCUUCCAGCCGCUGAUCACGGACGGACCAGAGACCAAAAUCUAAUCGACUGGACCCCAGAACAAAAGCACAGUUCAUUUGAAAAACUUUUUUUUUUCUUGCACAGCGAUAAACGAGUUGUACAGUAGGUGCUGACCAUAAUUACUUAUCGGGAAAUUAAUCAUCCUGCCAAUAUUGUUAGCAUUAGGAGUUUAUUUACCUUAAUAUUGCUAAACAUGUAUAUUAUUAUUAUUAUUAUUUUUAAUAAUUAUUAUUAUCUCUGAUAAUGUUAUUGUAUUACUGUCACUAUAAUCUACAAUGUCUACGACAUUCAAGCUCUUAAACGCUUCCGGGAAGCUUUGUUAUUCAUUAAUUCAUCUGAGAUUUAAAGCUAUAAUUAUUACGUUGUACACUGAAGUGUCUGUAAAUAUAUAAUGUGUGUGUGUGUGUGUGUGUUAAAUAAUGCUGUACAUGCAAACAAGAUGUAUCUAUUGUAUAUAUGUGAUGGGAUAUAAAAAAGUACCUUUUGUUAAUUUCCUAUAUAUUGAUAUUGAUUAAUUCAUGGUGCCAGCCUUCCUGUAAUUCAUAUGGUACAAAAUUGUAAACUGGUUUUACUUUGCUUCAGUAUUGCCAUCAUUAUUAUUAUUAUUAUUAUUAUUUGUGUUUUCAAUGGGUGUAAUUUUAUUGUUGAACCUCGACCUCCUACGGUUCUGAAAAGACUGACUUAAGGUGUGACUCGAUCAUACCUGCUUUAUGGUACUGUUUCUGUGCCGUGUCAAAACAAAAGACAGAAUUUUUUUAAUAAAAAAAAAAUAUGAAACAUA
Messenger RNA from Solea senegalensis (Senegalese sole), 3770 nucleotides. Its product is annotated as stAR-related lipid transfer protein 13-like. Lineage: Eukaryota; Metazoa; Chordata; Actinopteri; Pleuronectiformes; Soleidae. The record is from RefSeq and is a predicted model, not a curated record. The transcript is spliced from 11 exons. Gene Ontology annotation, biological process: signal transduction; regulation of Rho protein signal transduction; actin cytoskeleton organization. Bases 49 to 3012 code for a protein of 987 amino acids. Gene Ontology annotation, molecular function: lipid binding; GTPase activator activity.